Hemibagrus wyckioides is the source of this 4440-nucleotide messenger RNA. RefSeq lists its product as uncharacterized. Lineage: Eukaryota; Metazoa; Chordata; Actinopteri; Siluriformes; Bagridae. The record is from RefSeq and is a predicted model, not a curated record. Bases 374 to 1027 code for a protein of 217 amino acids. The transcript is spliced from 5 exons.
UUACAUUUACCUCCGCUCUUUACAUUUACUUCGCUCUUUAUAUAUACCGCCGCUCUUUACAUUUACCUCCACUCUUUAUGUCUUCUUCGCUGUUUACAAUGGCUAGCUAAGGAACUGAAAAGAAAGAGGCUGCUGCACAGUCCUAAAAUCGCAGUCUAAAUAAACGAUAUAACCCAUGCUUUCAUUUGGCAGAACCAGUGUAAGUUUUGUAACAAAGCAUUUUUCUUUGUAUUUUGUAGGAGGCAGUCUGUCAGCUACACAACUCUGAGGCAAACUGUAGGUGCUAUGACCCGGAGCACGGAUUAAACUCGCCAUAUAAUGAUACGGUCACCUCAUUUUAGUGGAGCACUGUACAUAAACCCGGAAUUGCGUGAUGAAGGCCUGGAUAAAAAUGACUAAUGUUGUUGCCUGCAAGACAUACUACGAGACCGUGCGUAUAAAUUUCCGGUCCAGCCAGCCAGAGCUAGCAAAUGUGGCUGCAGCUAAUAAGACCUCAGCCCGGAGUCACCAGAGGAGGAAGAGGCUCUUGGAGGCGAGGCAGAGUGUACUGGCUGUGGAUGAAGUGGACUUCUGGAGGGGAAUCACUGCUGACAUGAUGUCAGAUGAAGAAGACGGUGCCGUUGAUGGAGUCUCGGGGUGGAUUGUGAGACCUCCAUCAUUCCGCAGCCAGGAGUUCAGCAAUCUGUGUGCUAAGCUGCAGAUGAGACUAGAAGCCAAUGCGCUGAACAGCUUCUACGCUCAGUUUGAGGCACGAUAUUAUGUGACAGUGAGGAAGAACAUCCCUCCUUCAGAGGACCAGGUGCUCUGUCUCACCACGGCUGACAUGAGGAAACCCAUGGAAAGCUCCUGGACCAGCAGCAUUCCUGGCAGAGUGCUCAGGGAUUGUGCAGAACAGCUGGCGGAUGUCUUCACAGACAUCUUCAGCAUCUCCCUGAGCAACACCAUCGUCCCAAUGUGCCUAAAGUCCACCAGCAUCAUCCCCCUGCCAAACAAGUCUCCAAACAGCAAACAGCAAACAGCACUGUAGAUGAUCCCACACUCCCCUCACACAUACUCUUCAACCUUCUGCCAUCCGGAAAGAGGUACCAAAGCAUUUGGACCUGCCCAAGCAGACUGUUGAACAGCUUCUUCCCUCAGGCAAUCAGGUAUCUCAACAGAGAACUGAACUGUGCUGAACACGGUGUUACACACACACACACACAACAGAGAGCUGGUCAAAAAAAAAAACUAAAUUUGUCAUGCUCACAUGCACAUGUCACUUUUACACUGAUCUUGUUUACAUGUACACACCACUCAUUUAUAACUGUCCAUUUUUGGAUAUUUAAAUACACACGUCACUUUAAUUAAAUGUAUGUGUUAUAACUAAAUUACUUCUAUUACUUCUGCUGCUAUAUUCACUGUACUAAACCUAUGUCCUUGUAGAAAUAGUUAAGCUCUAUUUUUGUCCGUGUCACCUUUACUUUGUGUUUGUUCUGUGUAGCACCUCUGGUCCAGGGGGAAUGUUGAUUCUCUUCACUGUGUACUGCAUAAGCUAUAUAUGGUUAAAGUGACAAAGCUUCUUUGACUUUGAUCUAAUCCAGCAUUUGUGAGAUGUGCUGGACAAACCAGUCCGAUCCAAGGAGGCCCCACCUCACAACUUAUAGGACUUAAAGGAUCUGCUGCUAACAUCUUGGUGCCAGAUACCACAGCACAUCUUCAGGGAUCUAGUGGAGUCCUUGCCUUGAUGGGUCAGGGCUGUUUUGGCAUCAAAAGGGGGACCAGCACAAUAUUAGGCAGGUGCUCAGGACAUUCAGGCAAGACAGGACAUUAGGUCUGUCAUCUCUGCCAGGCGGGCCAAGAAAGAAUCCUGAUACCCAAGGGCUAGGGUUCCUAGGAGCAUCCUCCCUAGGGCAAUUUCUCCUACCUCCUGCCUCCUCCAAGUUCCCAUGGAACAUGUUUCCCUACCAGACUGAGACUCAGGCUUUUUGUAUGACCCAGUAUUUUGCUGUUCCCAAGAAUGACAGGACACUGCAUCCAAUUUUGGACCUGCGGUCUCUCUACUGUACACUGAAAACGUUGAAAAGUUCAAGAUGCUCACACUCAAACUUAUCACAUUGCAAAUCAGGUCCAAGGACUGGUUUGUGACAAUAUACUUCAAAAAUGCCUGUUUUCAUGUAGGCCAGAACACUGGAUGUUCCUCAGGUUUGCCUUCGGGGUCAAAGCAUACCAGUAUUGUGUUCUUCCUUUUGGUCUAGCCAUGUUGUCAUGCACAUUUACAAAAUGCAUGGAUGCUGCCCUGCUGCUGCUGCAUCUCCAGGGCAUCUGAGUACUGAAUUACCUGGACAACUAGCUUAUCCUGGCCCAGUCGAAGGCCAUGACGGCCAGUCAUCGAGAUGCUGUGCUUGCCCAUAUGAGGUCUCUAGGCCUCAAGUUGCAACCAGAGAAGUGUGUACUCUCUCCUUCUCAGAGAACCACCUUCAUUGGGGUAGUUUGGGAUUUCACCAUGAUGCAGGCAUGUCUGUCUCCUGCUCAGGUGGCUUCCAUACUGUCAGCGGUGAAAGCUAUUUGGUUAGGCCAAAGCCUCUCUGUCACCGAGGUGCAGAGAAUGCUAGGCCUCAUGGCAGCAGCAGCCAACAUUAUCUCUUUGGGCCUGUUAGCCCAUUCAAGCUCUGGCUCAGGGGUACAGGCUUUCAUCCCUGCAGCCAUCCUCUCAGAGCCAUAAGAGUUAUGUGCCACGGGCUUCGUACCGUUCUUGUGUGGAAAAACCCAGGUUACUGACCUUGGGUCCCAUUCUAGGGGCGCGUCAAUGUCACAAGACUUUUUCAAUAGAUUGAAAAAAAGGCUUGCUUUCGGACUGGGGAGCAUUCUUGGGCAGGCAAACCACCAAGGGUUUCUGGGAGGGCAGUCAACUUACAGUAUCUCACAAAAGUGAGUACACCCCUCACAUUUUUGUAAAUAUUUAAUGACACUCUGCUACAAUGUAAAGUAGUGAGUGUCCAGCCUGUAUAACAGUGUAAAUUUGCUGUCCCCUCAAAAUAACUCAACAAACAGCCAUUAAUGUCUUAACCAUUGGCAACAAAAGUGACUACAAGUGGCAAUGUUCAAAUUGGGUCCAAAGUGUCAAUAUUUUGUGUGGCCACCAUUAUUUUCUAGCACUGCCUUAACCCUCUUGGGCAUGGAGUUCACCAGAGCUUCACAGGUUGCUACUGGAGUCCUCUUCCACUCCUCCAUGAUGACAUCACAGAGCUGGUGGAUGUUAGAGACCUUGCGCUCUCCCACCUUAGGGUUUAGGUCUGGAGACAUGCUUGACAAGUGCAUCACCUUUACCCUCAGCUUUUUUAGCAAGUCAGUGAUCGUCUUGGAGGUGUGUUUGGGGUUGUUAUCCUGUUGGAAUACUGCCCUGUGGCCCAGUCUCCGAAGGGAGGGGAUUAUGCUCUGCUUCAGUAUGUUACAGUACAUGUUAGCAUUCAUGGUUCCCUCAAUGAACUGUAGCUCCACAGUGCUGGCAGUACUCAUGCAGGCCUAGACCAGGACACUCCCACCACCAUGCUUGACUGUAGGCAAGACGCACUUGUCUUUGUACUCCUCACCUGUUUGCUGCCAAACACGCUUGACACCAUCUGAACCAGAUAAGUUUAUCUUGAUCUCAUCGGACCACAGGUCAUGGUUCCAGUAAUGUCCUUAGUCUGCUUGUCUUCAGCAAACUGUAUGCAGGUAUCUUUAGUAGAGGCUUCCUUCUGGGACGACAGCCAUGCAGACCAAUUUGAUGCAGCGUGUGGCGUAUGGUCUGAGCACUGACAGGCUGACCCCCCACCCCUCUGACCGGCUGACCCCCCCACCCCUUCAACCUCUGCAGCAAUGCUGGCAGCACUCAUAUGUCUAUUUCCCAAAGACAACCUCCGGAUUUGAUGCUGAGCACGUACACUCAACUUCUUUGGUGGACCAUGGUGAGGCCUGUUCUGAGUAGAACCUGUCCUGUAAAACCGCUGUAUGGUCUUGCCCACCAUGCUGCAGCUCAGUUUCAGGGUCUUGGCAAUCUUCUUAUAGCCUAGGCCAUCUUUAUGUAGAGCAAGAAUUCUUUUUUUCAGAUUCUCAGAGAGUUCUUUGCCAUGAGGUGCCAUGUUGAACUUCCGGUGACCAGUAUGAGAGAGUGUAAGAGUGAUAACACCAAAUUUAACACACCUGCUCCCCAUUCACACCUGAGACCUUCUAACACUAAUGAGUCACAUGACACCAGGGAGGGUAAAUGGCUAAUUGGGCCCAAUUUGGACAUUUCCACUUAGGGGUGUACUCACAUUUGUUGUCAACAGUUUAGACAUUAAUGGCUGUGUGUUGAGUUAUUUUGAGGGGAAAGUAAAUUUACACUGUUAUACAGGCUGGACACUCACUACUGUACAUUGGAGCAGAGGGGCAUUUCUUUAGUGUUGUCUUGAAAAGAUAUAAUAAAAUAUUUACAAAAAU